AUGGCAUGGCUUGGUAUUCCCAAGCAAAUCAAAACGGACAACGGUCCAAACUUUGUCUCCGCGUCAGGCCGGGCAUUCGCACAAAAAUGGGGUAUUACCCUAAUACAAGGUAUCCCAUACAAUAGCACAGGGCAAGCCAUAGUUGAACGAGCAAAUCAGACUUUGAAAUCUAAAAUAGAAGUGCUGGCAAAAACAGAAGGCUUCUCUAGCACUGUUCCCCCGGGAGAUCAAGCACGCUUGCUAGCCACUGCCCUAUUAGCGCUAAACCAAUUUCCCAGGGGGGAAGAGGCGAAUAGCCCCACUCAAAAACACUGGGCCACUCGAGCAAUGGAUGAAGGUUCGUUAAUCAUAGUCAGGAAUGAGCUAGGAGAGUGGGAACAAGGGUGGAGACUAGUUCUUACUGGGAGAGGGUAUGCCGUGGUCAAAAAGGACGGAAUCGAUCCCAUCAUCGGACGUCCUCGCAACUCAUACGCUCCAAUACCGAGAGAAGAUGACAAGUCCGCAGAUAUCCCUUCCAUACCCGAAAAUCCUGAGCAGAUGAAAUCCGGGCAACGGCAACAUGAUCCCUGCAGACAAGGAUGGCGACAUCUUUGUGUGCUCUUCGCCUUACAGCUCGUCGCUACCACACAAGCGGUACCAGAACCCCACCCCCAUCAGCCUUUCAAGUGGACCUUACUCCGAUUUGAGAGACAACAGGUUAUCGCAACCCAAAUAACACCGGGAGCACCAAGCUUUAAUGCUACCUUAUGUCAGCUUGUCCCGAGACCCCGAUGCUGGGAAUACCUGGGAUUCUAUAUGUGCCCUAGUUCGAAUCCUAGAAAGGGAUAUUGUAACCACCCUAAUCAAUAUUACUGCAGCUAUUGGGGUUGUGAAACCAUAGCCCCUGGUUGGAUACCGGGUAGUGGUAUAGACAGGUACCUAAAGGUGCAAUGGGGUCCAUAUGGGUGCAAACCACCACAAGGGUGGGGAGGACGUGGAAAAUGCAAAUACCUCUUCUUAAAUGUCACCAGCCCUGAAGACGUAGGAUGGAUAAUUGGAAGAGUGUGGGGAGUGAGGUAUACGGAACCAGGGACAGAUAAGGGUGGUUUAAUUCUCACAAAAAAGGAAGUGGUCCCAAAUGAUCCGCUGCCAGUAGGCCCUAACCAGAUACUAGCUGAUGAUUUGGCUAAAGGAACAAUGGAUAGUACAACAAGAAUUACUAAAAUAGACAAUAUAGCGAUAACUCCUGAAAUGAAGACUACUCGAGUCACCCAAAUUCCUGAUGAAACCCUUCGGAAUAACUCAACCCCUAACGAAACCCCUGAAAUUAAUCCCCUUUUGAAAAUGAUGCAAGCUAGCUACCAACUGCUGAACAAGACUAACCCAAACCUUAUGGAGCAUUGUUGGCUAUGCUACAGCAUAACACCACCCUACUAUGAGGCUAUAGGAAUAGACGACGCACCCUUACGAGUAAAUGGUACGAAUCCGGCCCAGUGCGCUUGGGACACAGAAAAACAAGGGAUUACAUUAGCACAUGUGACGGGAAGUGGUACAUGUAUAGGUACAGUCCCUAAACACAAAAAACAACUAUGUGCUAAUGUGACACAGUCCAAAACCCCUGCACAGUGGCUAGUACCGGCCAAUAAUGCCAAAUGGGUUUGCUCCAUUAUGGGAGUUACACCCUGUCUGUCGUUAGACAAAUUUGAUGAAUCCUCAGAAUAUUGUGUCCAAGUAACUAUAGUUCCUAAGAUCUUCUACCAUUCCGAACAAUGUUUCUAUGAGUCACAAACCACUCCAGAACACCACCGGUCAAAACGGGAACCCUUUACAGCAUUGACAAUAGCCGCUCUCCUGAUCAUGGGGGGUGCGGGAUUAGACACAGGGGUGGCAUCCUUAGUGCACCAACACAAAGAAUUUACCGCCCUAAGCAUGGCAGUGGAUGAAGACCUAGCUAGACUAGAACAAUCUAUCAGUGCAUUAGAGAGUUCGCUUAGAUCGUUAUCUGAGGUCGUGCUACAGAAUCGAAGAGGGUUAGACCUAGUGUUCCUGCGACAAGGGGGAGUAUGUGCAGCUCUGAAGGAAGAAUGUUGUCUGUACGCCGAUCACACUGGCAUAGUGAGAGAUACUAUGGCCAAACUACGGGAGAGACUAGAAAAACGAAAAAGGGAACGGGAGGCGGAACAGAAUUGGUUCACAUCCUGGUUCACCAGCUCACCGUGGCUUACCCCUGUGAUAUCUACCCUGCUAGGGCCGGUUACAACAAUCCUGAUAGCAUUGAUUUUUGGACCCUGUAUAUUGAAUAAGCUCAUAGAACGCCAACAGUUGCUUUAG
This is a messenger RNA of Pezoporus occidentalis (night parrot), 2310 nucleotides long. Its product is annotated as MLV-related proviral Env polyprotein-like. The record is from RefSeq and is a predicted model, not a curated record. Gene Ontology annotation, biological process: DNA integration. Gene Ontology annotation, molecular function: nucleic acid binding. NCBI's taxonomy places the organism in Eukaryota, Metazoa, Chordata, Aves, Psittaciformes, Psittacidae. The transcript has 2 exons. Bases 1 to 2310 code for a protein of 769 amino acids.